ACAGGGAGAGCCGCCACAGCAAAGCUUACUGAAUUCGUAGCUCACGUAUAUACGACUUGUCUUUUUCGAUCAGCGCUUCGUUUCUCCACAAAACUGAGAUCUGAGGAAGGUAAGGAACGUCUUGGAUCGCCAUCGACGUCGCACUGCGCAAGAUAGGAGGCUGGAUUGAACGGCGCUUGUUAGUCCGGUGAUUUAGGGCACGCGAAAAUGAAGUUUGCCUGGUUGGCGCUGUGCACGCUCUGCAACGGCGCUCAGGCUUGGUUCGGUGCCUCCAUGCGAAGGCUCUACAACGGGCCGGACAGCAUCUCCAGAUCAACUCCACAGCUGGACGACGUAGGCGAACCACUCUUCCUGACUCCGCUCAUCGAGGCGGGCCUGCUGAGUGAGGCGCGAUACCUCAGCCGUGUCGGUUCGCUUGGGGACGUGCACUACUUCCCAAGUCAUUCAGGAUUCCUCACAGUCAACAAGACAUACAACAGUAACCUGUUCUUUUGGUUCUUCCCAGCCGAGGAGAACCCAGAAAAGGCACCCGUGGUUCUGUGGCUUCAAGGCGGACCGGGUGCUUCCUCACUGUUUGGACUGUUCGUGGAGCAUGGACCAUACCUGGUGGCUAAGGGAGGCGUACCAGAGUUUCGCAACACCACGUGGGCUAAGCGUUACUCCAUGCUGUACAUCGACAACCCGGUCGGGGCCGGCUUCAGCUUCACCCAGGACGACCGGGGCUACGCUCGCAACGAGGACGACGUCGGCCGGGACCUGCACGAGGCCCUGCAGCAGUUCUUCACGCUCUUUGACGAGUACGCAUCUAAUGACUUCUACGCAACGGGAGAAUCAUACGCAGGUAAAUACGUGCCGGCCAUCGCACACGCCAUCGACACAGCCGUGGCACCCAGAGUCAAGAUCAACUUGCGUGGCAUUGCCAUAGGAGACGGAAUGGUCGAUCCGGAGACCAUGCUCAAUUUCGCCGAUUUCCUCUACCAGGUCGGCCUGGCAGACCGACGACAAGCCGACUACAUUCGCGCCGAGACUACCCAGGCCGCCAACUACAUCAAGCAAGGACGUUACCUGGACGCGUUUUUCAUCUUCGACGAGUUAAUAAACAUCGACGCUCUAUAUCAGCCAUCAUACUUCAAGAACAUAACAGGUUCAGAUUCGCACUAUAACUUCCUCUUGUCCAACAAUCCCGAGUUCUUCGACUAUUACCAAGCCUUCGUGGACACCCCGGAAGUCCGCAAGGCCAUUCACGUGGGGAACCUGACCUUCAACAACGGAGAAGCCACCGAGAAGCAUCUUCGGGAGGACAUCAUGCAGUCCGUCAAGCCGUGGCUCGCCUCGCUCAUGGACAAGCCGCAGUACAAGGUGCUCAUAUACAACGGCCAACUGGAUGUCAUAAUCGCGUACCCCCUGACGGAUAACUUCGUCAACAGCAUCCCGUGGUCGGGCAAGGAAGCUUUCGACAAGGCGGAACGUAAGAUUUGGAAGGGACCAGGCGGAAACGGUGUCGCGGGUUACGUUCGCAAAGUAUCAAACUUCACGCAAGUUCUUGUUAGGAACGCCGGUCACAUUUUGCCCUACGACCAGCCUGAGGUUGCGCUCGACCUUAUCACACGAUUCAUCGAUGAUAAGCCCUUUGUUGCUUGAUAUAUCCCUCCAUGCAUCAAGAAUGGGUGGAACAGAGUAUUUAUUCGGUUAUGUGGUA
This is a messenger RNA of Rhipicephalus microplus (southern cattle tick), 1699 nucleotides long. RefSeq names its product putative serine carboxypeptidase CPVL. Gene Ontology annotation, biological process: proteolysis. Gene Ontology annotation, molecular function: serine-type carboxypeptidase activity. NCBI's taxonomy places the organism in Eukaryota, Metazoa, Arthropoda, Arachnida, Ixodida, Ixodidae. The record is from RefSeq and is a predicted model, not a curated record.